This is a messenger RNA of Prunus persica (peach), 2188 nucleotides long. RefSeq names its product probable serine/threonine-protein kinase kinX. The transcript has 3 exons. The record is from RefSeq and is a predicted model, not a curated record. Lineage: Eukaryota; Viridiplantae; Streptophyta; Magnoliopsida; Rosales; Rosaceae. The coding region runs from base 1264 to 1896 and encodes 210 amino acids.
AAUUUUAUAAUUUUAUGUCAAAAUACCACCCCUUCUCAAAAUUUUUAAAACUAUGACCUAUAAAUACAUUUUUAUUGUAAAUUGAUUGCACCCAUAUCACAUUUUCAGAAAACCUGAGGGGAACUACGGGUUUAGAAUGACUUCGCCUCCGCCUCUUUUCUCGUUCGAUCGUCUACGGCCUCCGCUUCCUCUCUCCUUCGUUCUUCUACGCCCCUGCCUCCGCCUCUGCUUUUUCGAUUGUCUGCCUUCCUCCUCCUCCUCUGCUUUUUCGAUUGUCUACCUUCCUCCUCCUCCUCCUACUUGGCUCUUCUCCUCAGCUAUCAGCUAUUUCAUACCCAGAAGUGUUGGAUCCUGAGCAAGCAGUGAAAGGGCUAUCUGGUGUGAAUUGGAAUAAAUAAAAAAAAUUUGCUGGGUUUUUGAGACUUGUGAUGUUAUUCAUCAGUAUUCAUGCCUGGUUUCUUCUUGCAAUAAUUUUGUUGAUUGUUGUAGGAAACUCCGCUCUCAAACAUAGACAAUGAACAAUUGAGUUGACAUGCUGCUGGGAGAAUUAUUUGCAAUGCAGAGAAGACUUGUCUCUUACUUUUGUGUUGAUGAACUGGGUGAGAUUCUUUAAGAGUGAUGUGUCAUAUUUGAAUUUUUGAAUAUCAUAUUUUAGUUUUGUUUUUAAGUUUUGAACUUUGUUCUAUUUCAGCAUCCUAUAGACCUGUGUUAACUUAUAUCUACAUGUGAUAUGGAUAUAACUUAUGCUUUCAAAUUAAUUUGACUUGUGUUAUAUCUUGUUUCGUACCUUUGUUUCGAAAAUUUCUUUGUAAAGACCAAAAAGAAUAGUGUGUUUUUUUUUUUUGGGUGGUAUUUUUGUUAAUGAUAAUUAUAGUAUUGAUUACUGGGUAGAGAAUGAGCUACAUUUUAUGCUUCAUGAAGUAAAAUGGCUGAGCAACUCAAAUUUGGUUUACACAACCAAGGCAAAAGGAAAAUACUAAUUUUGGAGCUUAUAUAUAGUGGUUAUAUAAGUUGCAGUUUCCGUUACUUGUAAAUCAUGAUUUCCUUAGCGUAUUUAAUUGCAUUGUGUUUCUCGUUUCGGGUAGAACAGAGUUUUCAAUGAUAGGAUUUAUUUGGAAAAAAGGAAUUCUGGUAGUUAUGCUGUGUUCUCUAUUUUUGCAUGAAAGUUGAAAGUAAGAUGUCCCCUUUAUAUGUGUGACAGCUUCAGGAUUAUGGCCUUCGUCUACUGAAGGGAAAUUGCUAUUUGAUCAUGUUAUAUCUUUUAUGGGACAAACAAAUGAGGGAAGUAGUGUUGAUUCAUCACAGAAAGCUGAGUCUUCAGAGCAUCCGCCAAAGGUUGACAAAUCAUCAGGGGAAUCUGAAUCUCCACAAAAACUCUCUACUGUUGAGGCAAAGGAAGGGGUCAAAACAAAAACUUUACAACACUCUUCAACUGAACAGAUGGCUGAUAAGGAGGAAAUUGAAGUUGUCAAGGAAGAAACAGAUGAUAAGCAUGCUGCGACGGUGGAGGAAACAGAGACAGUGGUAGCAGAGCCUGAAAAAUCUGAAUCUGAAUCAUCUUCACUGCCAGUUGAGCCCUUUGAACCCACUGUUAAGAAUGAUGGCCCAUCAGAAUCUGUGGGUUCUCAAGAUGACAACAAGAUUUCAGUAGUGGGACCCUCAGUAAAUCCAGAAACAAUGCAGGGUAAGUCAAGAGCUGUUGAGGUAGAUCAAGUUGAGGAGGGUCAUACUGUUCUUCCGCGUGAGGCACAUGAUGUUGAUGUGGAUGAACAAAAGACACAAGUAGAGCAGAAGGAUGGACAUAUGACUCAGGCUGGAGAGAUUGUUGAAACAGUUGCUAUGGUUGAAGCUGAGACUCCAACUGAUAGCCAGCCUGGAGGUUUUCCUCUUUGCUAAUUGAGAAUCAUGUGCAGUUAUGAUUUUAGAUCUGUAGAUAACCUGUUGUUGCUGAUAUUGCUACACGGGAGGAGAACAGAACAACGUGGAAAAUGUGCAAGAAGGGAGAGCUAACUCAUACAACGAAGAACAAAUUGAUGAAGUUAAGAUCAAAUUAGUAGAAUUUGUGAGCUCUCCAUUAUUUAUAAUUAUAGGUAGGAAGUAUGUAUGUAAUAGAGCAAAGAUUGGUUGACUAUGUAAUAACAAUUGAAUUGUCAAGUUUUAUGAAAGAAAUAAUUUUUGCUUCUUGGGA